Messenger RNA from Fusarium venenatum, 531 nucleotides. Its product is annotated as ctr copper transporter. The record is from RefSeq and is a predicted model, not a curated record. Gene Ontology annotation, molecular function: copper ion transmembrane transporter activity. NCBI's taxonomy places the organism in Eukaryota, Fungi, Ascomycota, Sordariomycetes, Hypocreales, Nectriaceae. Gene Ontology annotation, biological process: copper ion transmembrane transport. Gene Ontology annotation, cellular component: plasma membrane.
AUGGACCACGGUAGCGAGGAGAUGGCUGAAUGCCAGAUGUCGAUGUUGUGGAACUGGAACACCGUCGACUCUUGCUUCAUUGCCUCGUCUUGGCAAGUCACGAACAACGGCAUGAUGGCCGCAUCAUGCAUCGGUGUUGGUCUCCUGGUCGUCGUCCUCGAAGUUCUUCGCUUGAUGGCCAAGAAGUUCGAUCUCCACAUCGCCCACGCCAUGCGUCGUCAUGUCACUGUUCUCUCAAAAUCACAACGUCUGGUUUCCGAGAAGAACACUUCUCUUCCUACCGAUAUAGUCAUACGAGCAUCGCCUCUUCAACAGAUUGUGCGAGCUGUCCUCUACGCUGUCACCUUUGGCGUAGCUUAUUUCGUUAUGUUACUCGCCAUGUCUUUCAACGGUUACAUCAUCAUCUCUAUUAUUAUCGGUGCUGGUCUUGGUAAAUUCGUCACUGAUUGGCCAACUCUUACUAUUGGAGAGCACGGCGAGGGCACGAAAACAACAACAGAGAAUCAGGAGACAACAUUUUGUUGCCAGUAA